UUCCCUCAAGAUUUAAGAAAUUGUCAAUUUUCCAAAGAAAAAUUGGGGGGUCACAAUUUAUUUUGCUAAUUCUUUGUAUAUAGUCUGAAAACAUAUUUACUAAGUAUUGCACAACAGCACAGUGAAUUGCACAACAGCAAGAAAUCUUCAAUUGAAUAUAAAUUCAAAUCAUAUAACCAAUUUCAAGUUCUUUGACUAAAUUUAUUCUGUGUCAGAAACCUAUAAUGUGUCAAAUAUUUAAUUAUAAUCCAGAUUCAGACCUGUAUCAAGCUUGAAUAUUGUGUCCAUUUUUCCCCCAACUGUUCAGGGUUGGACCUCUGUGGUCGUAUCCAGCUGCGCUCGGCGAAGUAGUUUAUUAUCCAUGACACGAAAUCAAACAGACCUAGAAAAAUCGUUAUUAUGCGAUUGCACGUGCAUGCUUGUCUGGGUAUUCAUAUUUAUGUUUUUAUCGGAUCGUGUGACCAUCUGUAGUCUUCGGAUGUCAUUUCGAUGGUCAACGUCUUUUCUAUAAUACUCACGAAAUGCUGAUGCAUCAUAACGAGUCCAUGCAUUGUUAAUUGUUUCUUUUAGACUGUUUGUAAUUAGAUAAUACGUUUGAAGUCAAAUCGGUGUUCAUGAAUUUAACAGAUAAUUCCCCUUUACAAAACAGUAUACAUACGUAUGUAUUGUUUACAUGUUGCAUAUCAGAUUUAAAACUGACCUUUAUGCAGUAAAUUAUAGGUAUUAUUUUCCAAUAAUUCUGGAUGUAACACGCCUACUGAUUGGCUGAAAGUACUUUGUGACAUAAUUUUGUCAUGUGACCGUGACGUCAUCAACGUUUUUUCAUGAUUUACUCAUUAAAAAUGAAAUUAAGAAUUAAUAAGGAAGGACUGUAAUAUUUUUUCUGUCUAUUCGAAAUAACCUUAAAAAUGUGGUGCACACUUUUAAAUAACUCGCUACGCGGGUUAUUCAGUGUGCACCAUAUUUUUGAUGUUAUUUCUUCAUAGAAAGAAAAAAAUAUUACAGUCGUUCCUUAUACACUACUGACACAACACAAAUAAAAAACCACAAGCUUUUUUGAAAUUUAUAAACUCGUCGAGAUUAAAAGGUUCCCAUGUACUAGUCAAGAACCUCUAGUUUUGUGUUGAUAACAUAUCUUUGAUCAGUAUAGUCACUAUUUCACAAGUUCCUUUAUUAGACUCACGGCAACUUUAAGAGAUAAUGUAUAAGACACAUGAAUAUCGUUGAAAACUAUAUAUAGACCUCCAGAUAUCUUAUGUUUACUUUUACUUUGUAUUACUGUCUCUUGACAUGCAUCACAAAUGAUAAUAACUGUGGUUUUCUUUAGCCUUUUGGUACUGUUAAAUUAUUUCACCCUGAACAAGUCAAACAAACAGUAUGUGGGUGUGAUCCUGCUGAAGAUACUUGUUUGUUCGACAGAAAAUCGUAUCAAAAUAUAUAUACCACAAAGUUUAACAUAGUUUGAGUAUCUCUGCAUGAUUUCUACUUAGUCACAGUAUACCAAUGUCCGUUACUUAUAAAUUCUGAAACAAAUUAUACGUGUAACUUUUCGUACGAAGCUCCGUUGUUCAAUUUUUAAAAUCGAGAUACGUAAACACUCUUUGGAAUUCCACCCAACGGUAUAAAUAUUUGGGGUUUUUCCUUCCUUGUUCGAAAAUUUCUGAAAAUGACAUACAUUACCUAUGCAACUUUCAGAUACACCUGUUCAUCGAGAAAAAUACGGUAAAAUUAACGCACUAGAAAUAUGUACGGACAUGCAACAAAGUUUUGAAGAUGAAUUCGAUAGUCAAGUUUUACACUAUUUUUGUGGCGCUUUUGAUUAUUGAGAUAUCAGAUGGGGAAAAAGAUUGUAAAAUACCAUGCUAUUGCAACCCUAAACAGAAAAUGGCAACAUGUGCAUCUCGUCACUUACAUUAUAUACCUAAACUACCAAGUUAUGUGGAACAAGUUAAGUUUGUGGGAAAUAACUUCACACAUCUUAGUAAGAGUUUCUUUAAAAAUCUUACAUCGUUUAACAAAAUCAAUUUAUUGAACCUAACAGAUAAUUUGGUGUUAAAUAUAAGUCUGGACGCUUUUGCUGACUUUCAAUAUCUAAAUACAUUGGACAUUUCAACAGAGAAAAAGCUACCCAUUUUCUCUCUUAAGAAGGCAUUUCGAAGUUUAAAUAACUCAAGGAUAAAUAGUUUGGAUUUUUCUGGAAACGGAUGGGAAUAUCUGCCUCCAGAUAUGUUUAAAGAGCUAAAGUUAAGUCGGAUUCGUUCCUUAUCCAUGACUUCGAACUUACUGAAGGAAUUGCAUGGUGGAAUAUAUUCUUACCUGACAGAGUUAAGAAUCCUAAAUCUGGCAUACAAUGACAUCAGAAAUGUUAAUCUUUCUGGACUUACUGUCUUGGAGGAACUUGUGUUAAAGGAUAAUAACAUUCAUAACAUUCCUACAUGGUGUAAUAGUACAGGUGGUAGUUUUGUUCCACAACUAAAAGUAUUGCGACUUGACAGUAAUUCAAUUACCGAAAUGAAUAGUUCGUCUUUCAAGUGUCUUCAAAAUCUUAAACAGCUGCGCAUAGAUUACAACAAUUUCCGUUUCCUAGAAAAUAACACAUUCAGCGAUCUUGUUAAACUCGACAGGCUACAUCUUUCACAUAACACAAGGCUACAAGUCAUUCAGGAAACAGCAUUUAAUGUAUCAUCUUUAAAAUCUUUGUAUUUUCAGAAUAACGGUUUCCAUUUUGAUAAAGGGAACAAGUUCAACGCUAAAACGAUAUUCAGCUAUUGUCCAAACUUAAUGACACUAGAUAUGUCCAGCAAUUUUUUACCAUCUCUUAAGAAAUCUCAAUUUUUGAAGUUAAUGUUCAUUCCUCUGAUAAAAUUAGAAAAAUUAACCUUACCGAAUACAAGAAUCAGGGCUUUACCCUUUAACCUCUUCCCUAAAAUGAAAUUCUUAAAGACUCUCAAUUUACAGGGAAAUUUCAUAAAUGGUUGGAAUAACGGUGAGAGAAUAUUUGGUAAUAAAUCAUCACUAAAGACAUUAAAUCUUCAAGCAAAUAACAUCAGACUGGUAAACAGAACUACAUUCCCACCAUCUAUUUUAUCAUCGCUGGAAUCUCUUGAUUUGUCCUCAAAUCAUUUUUCUUGUACAUGUGAUCAAAUCUGGUUCCGUGAAUGGAUACGGGAAAACUUUGAAUCAAAAUCAAAGAAAAACAAUCUAACACUGAAUGGUUAUCCACAGAAGUAUGCGUGUAUGUUUCCCAGCAAUCUUAGGGGAGUGUUACUUAGAAACUAUAACCCCACACCUGAAACAUGCAAGGAGAAAAAUUAUUUCAUAGCUAUAGCAGUAAUAAUAACUUUGGUUGUUGUUUUGUCGAUCGUUGUCCCCCUUUUGUUAUACAGAUGUCAAACAAAUAUCCGCAAUUAUAUUUACGCAUGGAGAUUUUAUAAGAAAAGGAAAUCCGGCUACGUUCGUUUAGAUAGUGAAGACUAUGAUUAUCACGCGUUCGUUGUUUAUUGCGAAUCGGAUCGAAAAUGGGUUCACAAUGUCUUAGUUAAAAAAUUGGAAAAUGAAGAAAGUAUGCGAAUUUGCAUUCACCAUAGGGAUUUUGACAUUGGGGCCCCAGUAACAGGCAACAUUGGAAAAUACAUGAGUAAAUGUCGAAAAAUUGUUGUUGUAAUGUCGAACGACUUUGCCGAAAGUGAAUGGUGCCAAUGGGAAGUGGACUUAGUUCAAGAACGUCGUAGAAAACAAGGAAGGGGUGUGUCAUUACUUAUAAUGUUACAUACUAUAGAUUCGAAUCAUAUGACAGAUUCAUUGAAGACUUUAUUGGACAGUACUCCUCAUUUACAGUAUAGUAAUGGCGUUGGAGAAUGGCUGUUCUGGAAAGCCCUGAUAGAAGGACUGAGGAAACCGUUUGGGCAUCCACCGGUUGCGGUUUUGUAACCUCAGCAAUAUUUUCUUGUUUUAUAUAUAGAUAUCUUUAAUUAGUUUGUUUUUACAUCAUCCAUGCCUUAGUUAUGCAUUGGACAAGAAACAUUAUGUUCUUUCAUUUGUAUAUACGUUAAAAUAAUUUUUUUACUUGUUCCUUUUUUUUAUAUGUACUGUAUGUAUCUUGUAUGCUUUUGAAUAUACAUUUGUAGAUAGUAUACCGA
Mytilus californianus (California mussel) is the source of this 4139-nucleotide messenger RNA. RefSeq names its product toll-like receptor 13. NCBI's taxonomy places the organism in Eukaryota, Metazoa, Mollusca, Bivalvia, Mytilida, Mytilidae. The coding region runs from base 1774 to 3930 and encodes 718 amino acids. The record is from RefSeq and is a predicted model, not a curated record. Gene Ontology annotation, biological process: immune response; inflammatory response; toll-like receptor signaling pathway. Gene Ontology annotation, molecular function: transmembrane signaling receptor activity; protein binding. Gene Ontology annotation, cellular component: membrane. The transcript is spliced from 2 exons.